Oldenlandia corymbosa var. corymbosa is the source of this 3252-nucleotide messenger RNA. The record is from the annotation of a GenBank genome assembly. NCBI's taxonomy places the organism in Eukaryota, Viridiplantae, Streptophyta, Magnoliopsida, Gentianales, Rubiaceae.
CUUACAUGUUAUGCUUAGAAAUAUCAACAUUUUCGGCGUCUUUUUUAUUAAUAAAAGAAAAAAAAAGAAGAAGAAGAAGCAAAACGUUACCAUAUCAGAAGACGCUUUAAUAAAGGAACUUGAAGGAAGGGUUGGGAAGAAAAUUUCUAAGAUAGUAGGGGUGGUAGUAGCUAAAUAAGGUAACCCUUUGGUCCUUGUGACCUAAAACGCUAAAAUAUCUUUUCAAACUCACUAACUCACACAGUUUUGAAAGUCUCUUUUCUAAUUUCUGUAACUUUGUUGUGCAUCUCUGGGGAUCUCACUCAAAAUUCCCAGCCGCCUCCAGUUUCUUACCUCACCUCAGACACUGUGUUGAGGGUUCGUAGUGACUGAUUUCCUGGAUCGUGCGAUUGCGUGCCGAAAGUGUUGAUCUUUGGAUACUAUAAAGCUUCGAAGAAUAUGAGGCCCGUCUUUUGUGGUAAUUUGGAGUUUGACGCUCGCCAAUCUGAUGUUGAGCGACUUUUUAGGAGAUAUGGGAAGGUCGAGAGGGUCGAUAUGAAAUCAGGUUCAAAUUUUUCUGCUCUUUCAUGUUGGUGUCUCUAUUUUUGUUUUUUGUUACCCCCAAGGCUACAUAAUAAUUCAUCUCCGAGUUGUCCUUGUGAACCAUUUGGUGGGGGAUCGCCCGAGAGUUAAAACGGUGAACGCUUUGAGAAGAUGCUUUAAGACACUCCAUGAUAGUGUGAAUUCUUCUGUGAAAUGAUUUCAUACUAUUCUGUAUCAUUAUAAGUGAUGGAAGGUUCUUCUUGUAUCAUUGGCGAACAGACUCCGGUUUCAAAAUGCAAAUGUGUCUUCAAAAUUCCUUUUUCUUUUUUUUUUUCUUUUUCCAAUUUUGUUGUCCGUAGGUUUAAUUUCAGAAAAACAAGUUUUUGUUGCAGUUGAUCCGCCAAGCUCAAUAGUUUCUUUGGCGCAGGAUUACUUGGAAUUUCCAUGAUCUUCCUGGUGGAUGGUUCUCUGCGUCUCUUUUCUGGCUUGUUCCCAAGAUUCAUGUUAUUCUUUUUCCAAAAGGAACAAUAUGAUCUGCCAUGGUUCUACCAUUCCACACUUACCUCAGACCAUUGCCUUUUGCAUUUCUCAUGACUUUGCACAGUAUUUACUUCCCAACAUGUUCCACCAUAGAUAUCAUGAAUCAUGAUCAUCCCGGAUCCAAUGGCAGGUUUUGUGUUUUUACUUUGUUAGCGUUCUCAUUCCCCCAUGACCGGUUGGUUUUGUGGUAGUUUGCAUCUUGUUAUUGUGAUUUAGGAUUCUCAAGUUUCCUGAUUGGAGACUCAUUGAUUGUAUUUUCUGUUUUAUUUGUUUUCACGAAUAUUUUCUAUGCAUAUCAUCGAAUUCGAGAUACUGUUGCAAUGGUUUCUUAUCAUCUUUGUUCCCCAGGUUUUGCUUUUGUCUAUAUGGAAGAUGAGAGAGAUGCCGAUGAUGCAAUUAGGAAACUUGACAGAAUGGAAUUUGGUAGAAAGGGGCGACGACUUCGUGUUGAGUGGACUAAGCAAGAACGCGGUAUUAGAAGGCCUGGUGGCAGCCCUAAAAGAUCAUCUGCUAACUCAAGGCCUUCGAAGACACUGUUUGUUAUCAACUUUGAUCCGAUUCAUACUAGGACGAGGGACCUGGAAAGGCACUUUGAAUCGUAUGGAAGAAUAUCAAAUGUCAGAAUUAGAAGGAAUUUCGCCUUUGUGCAGUUUGAGUCACAGGAAGACGCUACGAGGGCUUUGGAAGCACAACAUAUGAGCAAGUUCAUGGAUAGAGUCAUUUCGGUUGAGUAUGCAAUUCGGGAUGAUGAUGAAAGAAGGAAUGGAUUCAGCCCUGACAGAAGAGGCCGAGAUGCAUCUCCUGAUAGGAGAGGCCAUGGUCGCGGAAGGUCACCCAGUCCAUACCGUAGGGAUAGGGGUAGCCCUGAUUAUGGUCACGGAGCUGUCCCUAAUUCGCGAGGAGACGCUCGUGGAAGCCCUGACUAUGGAAGAGCUGAGAGCCCAGUCAAUGAAAGAUACCACAGCCGUUCACCACCACCAAGGGAUAGAUCUCGAUCCUGAGAAAGUGGUGUUUGGAUUUGCAUGAUAUUCAUUGUUUCAAGCAACGUUGUAAUGUUUGGCAUUCGGCAUGAAACUAGGUAGGUAGCCCGUCUGGCGGCUGCGUAUGACUUUCCUUAUUCAUUUCAAGGAAGUUGUGGUGAUGCUUCUGCUUCCGGCACGAACGUAGUUGUGUUUUUAGUUAGCCUGGCAUUUUUCCGACCUUAAUUUGACGUUGAAUUGUGGCGUGGACAGACAGUAGUAGCUUUCUUGUAUUUCUUUUAAUUAGCAGGAUCUGCAGCAAACUUUUGCAUCUUCUUCUGACACCAUAUAAAUGGAUGAGUGUUUUAUUAGUAUUAUUAUUCUAUUGUAAAGCAGAGUUAUAUGAUUGUGUUGUCAGAUAGGCAUUUUGCAUUUUGUCUAAACCUCAAAUGAUAAUGCUGCAAUUAACGAGGUAAUUUGGCAAGGGUUCAAAACUUCUUUUUUUUUUUUUAAUAGAACAAAAGGGAUUGUUGCAAGUAAUACUCUGCUAGGAAAUUGAUCUUCUUUGGACCUUACAUAACAUGGGAAAUCGGAGAUUAUGGUCGGCCUUUUGGAAUGAAGCUAAUUAUAGCUCAGGAAAGUCUACUUCCGGGCUCCGGCAAAUAUCGGAUACCUCUUCUCGAUGCAUUGAAAAGAAUGGUAAAAUUUGAAUAAAUUCGAAAUCUGAAAAGGUAUUGGGCAGCAAGAGGAGAGAUGGCAGCAAACAUGUCAUGGGGGAUUGGGCAGUGGUGGCGACCGCAGAGGAGGCAGUGGUUCAUCUUUCCCCAGGCUUCAUCGGUUCCCUCUCCGUUAAAGGGAAAAAAAAAAAAGAGUAAAAAUCAGGCCUGGCCGCCUGAAUGAAAAGAUCUUUCUCAUUUACUUCUUCAAUGGAUCCGGAAGGAAGGAGAAGGAACUCAAAGGAAGCCUGAAUAUUUAUUAAUCAUAAUGCACUUAGAUCAAUGAUAAUGCCCCUUUAAUCUUCUUUAUUGAAAGGCAGCGGCAAAAUGCAAAAAAGUUAUCCAAAAUCAAUCAUUCACUCGUGCAAUUCUAUCGGGUUUCUUCGUUGCUAGAUGCAAGCUGCCCCCAUUAAAGGGGAGAAAGGAGAUUUUCUUUAAUCCUUCCACUUCCAAAAUAUGUUUGGGACUUUUUAAGAAGAUGAUAGGGCUCAUUUUUCACUACUACUCAAUACUCG